CCUCAGAUGUUUGACUUUAAUGACAGUUAUAGGGUUAAUUAUAAAACCUGGAGGCGGGUCUCUCUCCUGGAGAAUCAGGGAAUGUGUUUACAAGGAAGCGAAUCCCCUCUAGAGCAGCAGAAAGUUUGUGCCUGACAACAGGCAGUGGAAGCCAUCAGAAUGAAGCUCUUAAUACUAGCGGGCCUCCUUGCAGGCUGCCUGGCUCAGAAGCCUACACCAUGCAAAAGUCCUCCUUUUCUUACCGGGUCCCUCACUAUAUCCACACAGAACGAAAAUCUCUUUGCCUAUGCCAAGUACGAGUAUGAUUCAAUAGGACAACGGAUCCGGCUCAGGGAGCUGGGGACUUAUGAGAAUAAGACCUUCAGCUAUGAUGUUCUUCUGCUCUACAGAGAGGCUAGCAUGUAUGAGAUUCACCGGCACAACCGUUCAUGCACCAAACGGCCUCUGAAGGGAGAUUUCCACCCCAUGGUCAUCCCAAAAGAUGCUUCACUGUUGGGCCAAGUUAUUCUGGGCAGCUCUUCCGGACCUGGACAAGGACUCCUGGUCAACACUUGGACGGGAGAUCUCCCCAACAAAGCAGGGAAGUUCCUGAGAACAGUCACUGAAUUCGGUUGCGUUCCUGUCUCUUCUUUGUUCCGCACCAAAAACUUUGGAUGGAUGGCUUUAAGCUACUUCAAUAAUGUUAUCGGGAUUGUGGACCCCGCUCAGCUUGACCCUCCAUCCUACUGCCAGGAUGCGGAGGUGAAGGCUGGUGAUGAGGAGCCAGUGGACUUCACCAGCUUGUUCCAAAAGCUUUGAGGACCUCCUUUAACCCAGGAUUUUCAAAUAAAACAAAUGGAUCAUUGCUUUUCAUAUCCCAUUUACUAGUUAAAAUGCCAUCCACGGCAGAUUUUUGCAAAAUGUUAAAGGUUUUCCUUUUCCUUUUUUCAAUUUUCGGUCUUUAACUUACGGCUGGAAUUAUGAAUGUUUAUGAAUUAAAAACUCCCUCUCACUUAAUGCUGUGAUUUUAUCAAUAAAGAUAUCAGUAUAAAAAGAAA
Messenger RNA from Eleginops maclovinus (Patagonian blennie), 1037 nucleotides. RefSeq names its product ependymin-like. The coding region runs from base 160 to 798 and encodes 212 amino acids. Gene Ontology annotation, cellular component: lysosome; extracellular region. The transcript is spliced from 6 exons. NCBI's taxonomy places the organism in Eukaryota, Metazoa, Chordata, Actinopteri, Perciformes, Eleginopidae. Gene Ontology annotation, biological process: cell-matrix adhesion. The record is from RefSeq and is a predicted model, not a curated record. Gene Ontology annotation, molecular function: calcium ion binding.